Lasiosphaeria miniovina is the source of this 579-nucleotide messenger RNA. RefSeq lists its product as uncharacterized. Lineage: Eukaryota; Fungi; Ascomycota; Sordariomycetes; Sordariales; Lasiosphaeriaceae. Bases 226 to 579 code for a protein of 117 amino acids. The record is from RefSeq and is a predicted model, not a curated record. The transcript is spliced from 2 exons.
GGUUGGCGGUAAAGUUCGUGAGUCGGCCAGUAUGACUCUGUCGGUGCCGUUCAAUUGUUUGACUUUUGGCUGUACCGCGGCGAAUUCUUGGCUGUCUUCCUUUUAGCGUGUGCGUGGUGAUGGGGAUAUGCUCGCAACAUCCACGGCGUGGGAGUAGACGACCAUAUCUGCGCUCGGUAGUGACAUUUGGAGGGAGAAGGAAGGAGGAGGAGGAAGAGGAGGAAGAUGAGCAAGACGAGGAAGACGAAGAAGACGAGGAGGACGAGGAAGACGAGGAGGACGAGGAAGACGAGGAGGAGGAAGACGAGGAAGAGGAGCAAGACGAUCAAGACGAGCAGACGAGCAGACGAGGAGGACGAGGAAGAUGAGGAAGACGAGGAAGACGAAGACGAGGAAGAGGAGCAAGACGAUCAAGACGAGCAGACGAGCAGACGAGCAGACGAGGAAGACGAGCAAGAGGAGGAAGACGAGGAAGACGAGGAAGGAGGCAAUAGCUAUAGGCUCAUGCAAAGCAGCUUAGAACGUUAUGCCCACCUUUCUGAACCUUCCGAAUACAAGUACUUUUUGGCCCUCAAUUGA